AUGGCCCAUAACGCGAGCGCCGCGGCCGCCGCCGCCAGCACUAACAGCGCCAAGAGCGGCGGCUCCGAGGCGGCUCUCAAGGAGGGUGGAAGCGCCGCCGCGCUGUCCUCCUCCUCCUCCUCCUCCUCCGCGGCGGCGUCCUCUUCUUCCUCCUCGUCGGGCCCGGGCUCGGCCAUGGAGACGGGGCUGCUCCCCAACCACAAACUGAAAACCGUUGGCGAAGCCCCCGCCGCACCGCCCCACCAGCAGCACCACCACCACCACCAUGCCCACCACCACCACCACCAUGCCCACCACCUCCACCACCACCACGCACUACAGCAGCAGCUAAACCAGUUCCAGCAGCAGCAGCAGCAACAGCAGCAGCAGCAGCAACAUCCCAUUUCCAAUAACAACAGCCUGGGCGGCGCGGGCGGCGGCGCGCCUCAGCCCGGCCCCGACAUGGAGCAGCCGCAACAUGGAGGCGCCAAGGACAGUGCCGCGGGCAGCCAGGCCGACCCCCCGGGCCAGCCGCUGCUGAGCAAGCCGGGCGACGAGGACGACGCGCCGCCCAAGAUGGGGGAACCGGCGGGCGGCCGCUACGAGCACCUGGGCCUGGGCGCCCUGGGCACGCAGCAGCCGCCGGUCGCCGUGCCCGGGGGCGGCGGCGGCCCGGCGGCCGUCUCGGAGUUUAAUAAUUACUAUGGCAGCGCUGCCCCUGCUAGCGGCGGCCCCGGCGGCCGCGCUGGGCCUUGCUUUGAUCAACAUGGCGGACAACAAAGCCCCGGGAUGGGGAUGAUGCACUCCGCCUCAGCCGCCGCCGGGGCCCCCAGCAGCAUGGACCCCCUGCAGAACUCCCACGAAGGGUACCCCAACAGCCAGUACAACCAUUAUCCGGGCUACAGCCGGCCCGGCGCGGGCGGCGGCGGCGGCGGCGGAGGAGGAGGAGGCAGCGGAGGAGGAGGAGGAGGAGGAGGAGGAGCAGGAGCAGGAGCAGGAGGAGCAGGAGCGGGAGCUGUGGCGGCGGCGGCCGCGGCGGCGGCAGCAGCAGCAGCAGGAGGCGGCGGCGGCUAUGGGGGCUCGUCCUCGGGGUACGGGGUGCUGAGCUCCCCCCGGCAGCAGGGCGGCGGCAUGAUGAUGGGCCCCGGGGGCGGCGGGGCCGCGAGCCUCAGCAAGGCGGCCGCCGGCGCGGCGGCGGGGGGCUUCCAGCGCUUCGCCGGGCAGAACCAGCACCCGUCGGGGGCCACCCCGACCCUCAACCAGCUGCUCACCUCGCCCAGCCCCAUGAUGCGGAGCUACGGCGGCAGCUACCCCGACUACAGCAGCCCCAGCGCGCCGCCGCCGCCGCCGUCGCAGCCCCAGUCCCAGGCGGCGGCGGCGGGGGCGGCGGCGGGCGGCCAGCAGGCGGCCGCGGGCAUGGGCUUGGGCAAGGACAUGGGCGCCCAGUACGCCGCUGCCAGCCCGGCCUGGGCGGCCGCGCAACAAAGGAGUCACCCGGCGAUGAGCCCCGGCACCCCCGGACCGACCAUGGGCAGAUCCCAGGGCAGCCCAAUGGAUCCAAUGGUGAUGAAGAGACCUCAGUUGUAUGGGAUGGGCAGUAACCCUCAUUCUCAGCCUCAGCAGAGCAGUCCCUACCCAGGAGGUUCCUAUGGCCCCCCAGGCCCACAGCGGUACCCUCUCGGCAUCCAGGGUCGGACUCCAGGGGCCAUGGGAGGAAUGCAGUACCCACAGCAGCAGAUGCCACCUCAGUAUGGACAGCAAGGUGUGAGUGGUUACUGCCAACAGGGCCAACAGCCAUAUUACAGCCAGCAGCCACAGCCCCCGCACCUCCCGCCCCAGGCGCAGUAUCUGCCGUCCCAGUCCCAGCAGAGGUACCAGCCACAGCAGGACAUGUCUCAGGAAGGCUAUGGAACUAGGUCUCAACCUCCUCUGGCCCCCGGAAAACCAAACCAUGAAGACUUGAACUUAAUACAACAAGAAAGACCAUCAAGUUUACCAGAUCUGUCAGGCUCCAUCGACGACCUCCCCACGGGAACGGAAGCAACUUUGAGCUCAGCGGUCAGUGCAUCCGGGUCCACGAGCAGCCAAGGGGACCAGAGCAACCCAGCUCAGUCACCUUUCUCUCCACACGCAUCCCCUCAUCUCUCCAGCAUCCCAGGGGGCCCGUCGCCUUCUCCUGUUGGCUCUCCUGUAGGAAGCAACCAGUCACGAUCUGGCCCCAUUUCUCCCGCAAGUAUUCCAGGCAGUCAGAUGCCACCUCAGCCACCUGGGAGCCAGUCAGAGUCCAGCUCCCAUCCUGCCUUGAGCCAGUCACCAAUGCCACAGGAGAGAGGGUUUAUGGCAGGCACACAAAGAAACCCGCAGAUGUCUCAGUAUGGACCUCAACAGACAGGACCCUCCAUGUCGCCUCAUCCUUCUCCUGGGGGCCAGAUGCAUCCUGGAAUCAGUAGCUUUCAGCAGAGUAACUCAAGUGGGACUUACGGUCCACAGAUGAGCCAGUAUGGACCACAAGGUAACUACUCCAGACCCCCAGCGUAUAGUGGGGUGCCCAGUGCAAGCUACAGCGGCCCAGGGCCCGGUGUGGGUAUCAAUGCCAACAACCAGAUGCAUGGACAAGGGCCAAGCCAGCCAUGUGGUGCUGUGCCCCUGGGACGAAUGCCACCAGCUGGGAUGCAGAGCAGACCAUUUCCUGGAAAUAUGAGCAGCAUGACCCCCAGUUCUCCUGGCAUGUCUCAGCAGGGAGGGCCAGGAAUGGGGCCGCCAAUGCCAACUGUGAACCGUAAGGCACAGGAGGCAGCUGCAGCAGUGAUGCAGGCUGCUGCAAACUCAGCACAAAGCAGGCAAGGCAGUUUCCCUGGCAUGAACCAGAGUGGACUUAUGGCUUCCAGCUCUCCCUACAGCCAGCCCAUGAACAACAGCUCUGGCCUGAUGAACACACAGGCGCCGCCAUACAGCAUGACGCCCACCAUGGUGAACAGCUCGGCAGCAUCUAUGGGUCUUGCAGAUAUGAUGUCUCCUGGUGAAUCCAAACUGCCCCUGCCUCUCAAAGCCGAUGGCAAAGAGGAAGGCACUCCACAGCCUGAGAGCAAGUCAAAGAAGUCCAGCUCAUCCACCACCACUGGGGAGAAGAUCACAAAGGUGUAUGAGCUGGGGAACGAGCCAGAGAGAAAGCUCUGGGUCGACCGAUACCUUACCUUCAUGGAGGAGAGAGGCUCCCCUGUCUCGAGCCUGCCUGCAGUGGGCAAGAAGCCCCUGGACCUGUUCCGACUCUAUGUGUGCGUCAAAGAGAUUGGAGGUUUGGCACAGGUUAAUAAAAACAAGAAGUGGCGUGAGCUGGCAACCAACCUAAAUGUUGGCACUUCAAGUAGUGCAGCAAGCUCCCUGAAAAAGCAGUAUAUUCAGUACCUGUUUGCCUUCGAGUGCAAGAUCGAGCGAGGGGAGGAGCCCCCGCCAGAAGUCUUCAGCACCGGCGACACGAAGAAGCAGCCCAAGCUCCAGCCGCCAUCUCCUGCUAACUCAGGAUCCUUGCAAGGCCCACAGACCCCCCAGUCAACUGGCAGCAAUUCCAUGGCAGAGGUUCCAGGUGACCUGAAGCCACCUACCCCAGCCUCCACCCCUCAUGGACAGAUGACCCCAAUGCAAGGUGGAAGAAGCAGUACAAUCAGUGUGCACGACCCAUUCUCAGACGUGAGUGAUUCGUCCUUCCCAAAACGGAACUCCAUGACUCCAAAUGCCCCGUACCAGCAGGGCAUGGGCAUGCCAGAUGUGAUGGGCAGGAUGCCCUAUGAACCCAACAAGGACCCCUUUGGGGGCAUGAGAAAAGUGCCUGGAAGUAGCGAGCCCUUUAUGACGCAAGGACAGAUGCCCAACAGCAGUAUGCAGGACAUGUAUAACCAGAGUCCCUCUGGAGCAAUGUCCAACCUGGGCAUGGGGCAGCGACAGCAGUUUCCCUACGGAGCCAGUUACGAUCGAAGGCAUGAACCUUAUGGACAGCAGUAUCCAGGCCAAGGUCCUCCCUCGGGACAGCCGCCAUAUGGAGGGCACCAGCCGGGCCUGUACCCACAGCAGCCGAAUUACAAACGCCAUAUGGACGGCAUGUAUGGGCCUCCAGCCAAGCGCCAUGAGGGAGACAUGUACGGCAUGCAGUACGGCAACCAGCAGCAGGAGAUGUACAACCAGUACGGAAGCUCCUACUCGGGACCCGACAGGAGGCCUGUCCAGGCACAGUACCCCUAUCCCUACAGCAGAGAGAGGGCGCAGGCCCCGGGGCAGGUGCAGGCGCACGGGGUCCCGCCGCAGGUGAUGGGUGGCCCGAUGCAGUCGUCCUCUGGUGAAGGGCCUCAGCAGAACAUGUGGGCAGCCCGCAAUGACAUGCCUUACCCCUACCAGAACAGGCAGGGCCCAGGCGGCCCUGCGCAGGCCCCUCCUUAUCCAGGCAUGAGCCGCACGGACGAUCUGAUGGUACCUGAUCAGAGGAUAAAUCACGAGAGCCCGUGGCCUUCUCACGUCAGCCAGCGUCAGCCUUAUAUGUCGUCUUCAGCCUCCAUGCAGCCCAUCACGCGCCCGCCGCAGCCGGCCUACCAAACGCCACCGUCACUGCCAAAUCAUAUCUCCAGGGCGCCCAGCCCAGCGUCCUUCCAGCGCUCCCUGGAGAACCGCAUGUCUCCAAGCAAGUCUCCCUUCCUGCCCUCUAUGAAGAUGCAGAAGGUCAUGCCCACAGUCCCCGCAUCCCAGGUCUCUGGGCCACCCCCCCAGCCGCCCCCCAUCAGAAGGGAGAUCACCUUUCCUCCCGGCUCAGUGGAAGCCUCCCAGCCAGUCUUGAAACAAAGGCGAAAGAUUACCUCAAAAGAUAUCGUUACUCCUGAGGCGUGGCGUGUGAUGAUGUCCCUGAAAUCAGGUCUUCUGGCUGAGAGUACGUGGGCUUUGGACACUAUUAAUAUUCUUCUGUAUGAUGAUAGCACUGUUGCUACUUUCAAUCUCUCCCAGCUGUCUGGAUUUCUUGAACUCUUAGUCGAGUACUUUAGAAAAUGCCUGAUUGACAUCUUUGGAAUUCUCAUGGAAUACGAAGUGGGAGACCCCAGCCAAAAAGCACUUGACCACAACACAGCAAGGAACGAUGACAGCCAGUCUCUGGCAGAUGAUUCUGGGAAAGAGGAAGAAGAUGCUGAAUGUAUUGACGACGAGGAGGACGACGAGGAGGAUGAGGAAGAAGAUGGCGAGAAGGCAGAAGCCGAAGAUAAGAACAGUACUGCUCUGCCCGCGCCAGACACCACUGCGGACCCGCAGGAGAAGCCUAAGCAAGCCAGCAAGUUUGACAAGCUGCCAAUAAAGAUAGUCAAAAAGAACAACCUGUUUGUUGUUGACCGAUCCGACAAGCUGGGCCGUGUGCAGGAGUUCAGCAGUGGACUUCUGCACUGGCAGCUUGGUGGGGGUGACACCACGGAGCACAUCCAGACUCACUUUGAGAGCAAGAUGGAAAUUCCUCCUCGCAGGCGCCCACCUCCCCCUUUAAGCUCCACAGGCAGAAAGAAAGAGCAGGAAGGCAAAAGUGAUUCUGAAGAGCAGCAGGAGAAAAGCAUCAUAGCAACCAUCGAUGACGUCCUGUCUGCUCGGCCAGGGGCGCUGCCCGAAGAUGCAAACCCUGGGCCCCAAACCGAAAGCAGUAAGUUUCCCUUCGGUAUACAACAAGCCAAAAGUCAUCGGAACAUCAAGCUGCUGGAGGACGAGCCCAGGAGCCGAGACGAGACUCCUCUGUGCACGAUUGCGCACUGGCAGGACUCACUGGCUAAGCGCUGCAUCUGUGUGUCAAAUAUCGUCCGUAGCUUGUCCUUUGUGCCUGGCAAUGAUGCCGAAAUGUCCAAACAUCCAGGCUUGGUGCUGAUCCUGGGGAAGCUGAUUCUUCUUCACCACGAGCAUCCAGAGAGAAAACGAGCACCGCAGACCUAUGAGAAAGAGGAGGACGGGGACAAGGGGGUGGCCUGCAGCAAGGACGAGUGGUGGUGGGACUGCCUCGAGGUCUUGAGGGAUAACACGUUGGUCACGUUAGCCAACAUUUCUGGGCAGCUAGACUUGUCUGCUUACACGGAAAGCAUCUGCUUGCCAAUUUUGGAUGGCUUGCUGCACUGGAUGGUGUGCCCAUCUGCAGAGGCACAAGACCCCUUUCCAACCGUGGGACCCAACUCGGUCCUGUCGCCUCAGAGACUUGUGCUGGAGACCCUCUGUAAACUCAGUAUCCAGGACAACAAUGUGGACCUGAUCUUGGCCACUCCUCCAUUUAGUCGUCAGGAGAAAUUCUAUGCUACGUUAGUUAGGUACGUUGGGGAUCGCAAAAACCCAGUCUGUCGAGAAAUGUCCAUGGCGCUUUUAUCGAACCUUGCCCAAGGGGAUGCGCUAGCAGCAAGGGCAAUUGCUGUGCAGAAAGGAAGCAUUGGAAACUUGAUAAGCUUCCUGGAGGAUGGGGUCACGAUGGCCCAGUACCAGCAGAGCCAGCAUAACCUCAUGCACAUGCAGCCCCCGCCUCUGGAACCACCUAGCGUAGACAUGAUGUGCAGGGCGGCCAAGGCUUUGCUGGCCAUGGCCAGAGUGGACGAAAACCGCUCUGAAUUCCUUUUGCACGAGGGCCGGUUGCUGGAUAUCUCGAUAUCAGCAGUCCUGAACUCUCUGGUUGCAUCUGUCAUCUGUGACGUACUGUUUCAGAUUGGGCAGUUAUGACAUAAGUGACAAGGCAAGCAUGUGUGAGUGAAGAUAGAGGGUCGCAUAUAACUGGCUGUUUUCUGUUCUUGUUUAUCCAGCGUAGGAAGAAGGAAAAGAAAAUCUUUGCUCCUCUGCCCCAUUCACUAUUUACCAAUUGGGAAUUAAAGAAAUAAUUAAUUUGAACAGUUAUGAAAUUAAUAUUUGCUGUCUGUGUGUAUAAGUACAUCCUUUGGGGUUUUUUUAUUUCUUUUUUUUUUUUAACCAAAGUUGCUGUCUAGUGCAUUCAAAGGUCACUUUUUGUUUUUCACAGAUUUUCUUUUUACUGUUCUUUUCCAUGUUGAUUGCAUUUUUGGGGGGAAGUGAAUUGACUUUAAAGAAAAAAGUUGCAGCUAAAGAUGCUAAGAUGGGAAAAUCUCACCACACUGAGGCAAAAGGGUGAAAAAUUAUCAAUUUCCUAUGUGUUUUAUUCUUCAGAGAAUGAAAAAAAAACUGUAUCCCAUCACCCAAAGCUCUGUGCAAUAGAAAUUUCUAGAAAUAUAAGUAGGGGCUCAAGGAGGUGUGUCAGUCAGUAGUCAAAACUAUGAAAUGAUACUGGUUUCUCCACAGGAAAAUGGUUACAUUAGGCUAGGAGCAAAAACAAUGUUUUUUAAGUUAAGAUUGAAAAUACAUACCUGACAACGAUCAACGGAAAUUGCUUCCUCACCACUACCGUCAUGUCUGCUGUCCGGCGUUUGACCUUCCACAUGACAGUUCUUCACAAUUCCUUUAAUCAUUUUUUAAUAUUUUUUUUACUGCCUAUGGGCUGUGAUGUAUAUAGAAGUUGUACAUUAAACAUACCCUCAUUUUUUCUUUUCUUUUUUUUUUUUUUAGUACAAAGUUUUUAGUUUCUUUUUCAUGAUGUGGUAACUACGAAGUGAUGGUAGAUUUAAAUAAUUUUUUAUUUUUAUUUUAUAUAUUUUUUCAUUAGGGCCAUAUCUCCAAAAAAAAAGAAAGAAAAAAUACAAAAAAUAAAAACAAACAAAAAAACAAAAAAAAAAGAGGGUAAUGUACAAGUUUCUGUAUGUAUAAAGUCAUGCUCUAUUUCGGGAGAGCAGCUGAUCACAGUUUGCUUCAUGAAUCAAGGUGUGGAAAUGGUUGCAUAUGGAUUGAUUUAGAAAAUGGUUCCCAGUACAGACAAAAAAGAGAAAAUGAAAAAAAUACAACAAAAAGGAAGAAACACAACUUCAAAGAUUUUUCAGUGACGAGAAUCCACAUUUGUAUUUCAAGAUAAUGUAGUUUAAAAAAAAAAGAAAAAAACUUGAUGUAAAUUCCUCCUUUUCCUCUGGCUUAAUGAAUAUCAUUUAUUCAGUAUAAAAUCUUUAUAUGUUCCACAUGUUAAGAAUAAAUGUACAUUAAAUCUUGUUAAGCACUGUGAUGGGUGUUCUUGAAUACUGUUCUAGUUUCCUUCAAGUGGUUUCAUAGUAACCAAGUUAUUUACAAGAAAUAGGUGAAUACAGCUGUGUACUCACAUUAUAAUACCCUAUGUUUGGAAGAGACCGUUAGGGGUUACCUACUUUAGAGUGGGGAGCAUCAGUUUGAUUUUCUCAAAUUAUUUAGCUAAUUAGUCUUUUUUGAAGCAAUUAACUCUAAUAACAUUGAGGUAUGAUAAUUUUCAGUAUAUAUGGGAUGUGGCUGCCAACCCACUUGAGGUGAGAUCUCAAAAGCUUACUGGCCUGAAAAUGUAACAUUCUGCCUUUUACUAACUCCAUCUUAAUUUUAAUCAAAGUUCAAUCUAUUCCAUGUUUCUUCUGUGUGCCUCAAAGUUUUGCAUUUAGUUUACUCCACCAUGUAUAAUAUUUAUAUUGUGCAAUGUUAAAGAGAAUAUGUUAUAUUGUAUGUGGUGUACAUAGUGCAAAGUGAUUAUUUCUAUUUCAGGGCAUAUUAUUAUUCUCAUAUUCCUUCCUACCUGGUGCACAGUAGCUUUUUAAUACUAGUUACUUCUAAUUUAAACUUUUUCUUCCUGGGUCAUUGACUGUUAUUGUGUAACAAUCAAUUCUUUGAAACUGCUGCACAAUUACGCCGUUAGUGGACCCCUCCUGAUUCUGACUCUACCUCUUCUCACCCCUCCUCAGACACAGCACACUCAGAAUCCCCAGCCCUCCGCCAUCACCACUGUCCUGUUCUCAUCCCUCCCAGUAACACAUGGACGAGUUAGACAAGAACAUGUAGUUACAAUCAGUGUGAGGCGUGACUCUACUGUCACAAGGAAAGAAAUAAUUUUUUCUGCAAGCAGCCUCUCAUCUAUCAACUCCCACAUUACUUAGUCAAACAGUCUUCUUACAAAACAAUGCAGCCAAAUACAUGUUGAAUUAAAAAACCAUUUAUAAUUCCACUUUAAAUACAUCUGCUUGCUAAGAACAGAUUUUAGUGCUCCCAGCUUAAAAUACGGAAAUUUGUAAGAGGGAAUUCAAUAUUAUUCUAAUUUCUCUCUUACAGAGUAUGAAUAAAAGGUGUAUACAAUAUCUAAUUCUUUUGUCAAUCAGAAGAGUAAAAUCUUUACGAACGAUUGUUGUUAUCGUGGUUUGAGUUGUAACUGGUACCCAGAAUCUGACCAUUGAGCAACAAGUUUUUAUAUGCAGAUAUGCAACUCAGUCUCUAGAAUAAUCCAGGAAGACUAUAGCAUCCUUUCUACAUUCUCACCCCAGAAUCAAGACUUACAGAAGCCCAUGGAAGAAUUUACAGCCUGCUUGAGAUCAUCUUGCCUAUAAACUGAGUUAUUGCUUUGUCCUAAAAAUUAGUUGGUUUUUUUUUUUCUAUGAGGCUUUUCAGAAAUUUACAGGAUGCCCAUACUUUAAAUGUGUACCAAAAAAAGAUAAAAAUAAAGGUGCAAAGAAAGUUUAGUAUUUUGGAAUGGUGCUAUAAAGUUGAA
This is a messenger RNA of Propithecus coquereli (Coquerel's sifaka), 9580 nucleotides long. It is a transcript of the gene ARID1B, whose product is annotated as AT rich interactive domain 1B (SWI1-like). The transcript is spliced from 19 exons. The coding region runs from base 1 to 6690 and encodes 2229 amino acids. Gene Ontology annotation, cellular component: brahma complex; SWI/SNF complex; nucleoplasm. The record is from RefSeq and is a predicted model, not a curated record. Gene Ontology annotation, molecular function: nucleosome binding; DNA binding. NCBI's taxonomy places the organism in Eukaryota, Metazoa, Chordata, Mammalia, Primates, Indriidae. Gene Ontology annotation, biological process: chromatin remodeling; regulation of transcription by RNA polymerase II; positive regulation of DNA-templated transcription.